Messenger RNA from Gaeumannomyces tritici R3-111a-1, 2319 nucleotides. RefSeq lists its product as hypothetical. Lineage: Eukaryota; Fungi; Ascomycota; Sordariomycetes; Magnaporthales; Magnaporthaceae. Bases 1 to 2319 code for a protein of 772 amino acids. Gene Ontology annotation, molecular function: zinc ion binding; DNA-binding transcription factor activity, RNA polymerase II-specific. Gene Ontology annotation, biological process: regulation of DNA-templated transcription. The transcript is spliced from 3 exons. The record is from RefSeq and is a predicted model, not a curated record.
AUGUCUAUACACAAUUCUCCGCAAAACAUGCCCGUCAAGGGGUUCACGAUUUCUCAGACGACGCUCGGCGCUACCCUGCAGUUCGAGCCUGCUCUGAACUCGGCGGAGCUCGACGCCAUGAUUGACGCCUAUGUUGCUGGCUCCGACACGAUCCAGCAGAAGCGGGCUACUGUUUGUGUCGAGUUCUUCAGCUAUGCUGCUCAGACCGGCCAGACAAAUGAUCUGCAGCUCUUCUUCCCGGUCUACCCCACGGCAUUCAGUACCGAGUCCCCGGCCUCGCUCAGCGACUCGGGCUGCGGGUCCGGCUUCGACGUGUCCCCGGUCGUGUCCGACAUGACCUGGGACAGCUUCACCAUGGCCGCCCCAGCUACCCCUGCUACUCCUGCCACACCUUCCUCGGCUUUCGUCGCCCCGAGCCAAAACCGGGUGACCAAGCCCAAGGCGGCCGGGUCCUCGCGCAAGGCCGGCUCGCGUGCCACGGCCAAUGAUUUUUCGCACAUCCCAGGCAUGAAGAUCCUGACCAAGGACGGCGUCGACGUCACCAACUCGGCGUCGAGGGGCUCCAAGACCAAGGCCAUGCGCGAACAUGCCCACCUCAUUCGUCUGCUCAAGGCAUGCGACAGCUGCAAGAAGAAGAAGGUGCGCUGCGACCCUUCGCACAAGAGGCGAGCUUCCGGCCCGGCCCCGACUGCUGUCGAGGCCACCAAGGCCAAGAAGACCAAGUCGGCGUCCCCUCCGGUGACGCCUCAGGCCGAGCCUGCCGCUCAGCAGGCCUCUUUUCAGGUCGCCUCGGCCGAAACCACUCCGUUUGAAGCUCAGCUUGAGUCGCUUGACUCGUUCGACUGGGAGAAGUUCAUGCAGCCCGAGGACGACAUAUUUUCGCUCCCCAUCGACUACAACUACACCCUGGACGCCCGGGGCUUCCUCACUCCGAGCUCGGGAUCCUCAUGCUCGCCAUCCCAGCCCUUCACCCCAGCUCCUGCUGUCGGGCUUGCCUCCUUCGAAGCUCACGACUCGUUUGCCGCUGGCAGCCUCGACCUGCAAGCUCAUCUUCAACAACCACAGCUCCCGUACCUCUACAAUGACGGCCACACCGGCGACUACGUCGACUUUACGCUCUACUCGCCGGCGUCGAGCUUCCUGGACGAGGAGCUGCAGGAGAUGCAGUCAACCGGUCCCUCGCCCAGCAGCGCCUUCAUCGGCUGGUCCAGCGAGCCUGCAGUGACGGGUCACGAGAGGAUAGAGCGCCAGGAGGGGGCAGAGAAUCGCCAUUCGCCCCAGCGCGUGCGCGCUGUCUCGCCCUCGGCAGCCCUCGACCGUGGGGCGUCCGAUCCAGAUCGUCCACCGCGGGUUCCUGACCGAGACGAUCCAGAAUGCGCUGGCGGCGUGCUAGGGUCCCGCCACGCUAAUCCUGGCGAUGCGAACCUCGUCGCUGCUCACAACAGCCUAGGCGGAGCAGGAUCCAUUCAAACAUCCCCCAGCAUUCGCGCGAACAUUGCAACUUCCGAAAAGGCCUCUUGUGGUCAAGAUAUACAUGGUUGUGGUGGCGGCGGCGACCAUGGUGAUGUGCAGUCGCAGCAGCAUCUUCUCGGGACAUUCUCGACACUUGGCCCCAAGCGGGAGCGAAAGCGACAGACGGUUCUCUCCACAACUCUCUCACCCGACCAGCAAUCAUGGUCUAGUAGCGUGAGCAGCGAGACCAUCCUCACGAGCCUCUCCGUGCCACUAGCACCAAGUGCUCCUCGAGUUUCCCAGAACAAGGCAAGACGAUCCGAGCUCGUCAACACCAACGAGAUUGUCGAGACCGCCAAUGCUUUCAACGCUGGCUACAUGGUCGCGCUCGCCCCGAAGAUGGCUGUCCUGGCCGCUGUAACACUUGGCGGCACUGAGGGAAGAAGUACCCCAACCACUGCCAUCAGCGCUGUCAUGCAGCCGUCAUCGGGCACCUUGCCCUCGCAGUCGUCUUCGAACCGCUUCUCCAAGAAGCAAAAGGUCGUUUCCAGCAAUAUCCAGUCUUGGGCAAUGCUGGCACCGUUGGGCUUCAUGCUCGCACUGGCCAAACAUGCGCAAGAGGCGUCCGCGCUCCUGCCCAUCGUUGCCCUCGUGGCUGCAUCGGCACUGCUUCAGCAGCUCGGCUCGCAGUAUUCUGUCUCAUCGACGCAGUUCUUGUCAUCUCGGGACCAGUCCAAAGCGACGGCAUCUGGCAGUGUCAAUGGGAACAGCGCAAAGCUCACCACCCAACUAGACGGCCUGCGAUCCGCCGCCUCGCACCGCAUGUCCCGGUGUCUCCGCCAAUGGACCGCAAUCUGCGGCUGCUAG